This is a messenger RNA of Tilletiaria anomala UBC 951, 6849 nucleotides long. RefSeq names its product kinesin-domain-containing protein. Gene Ontology annotation, biological process: mitotic spindle organization; microtubule-based movement. Gene Ontology annotation, molecular function: microtubule binding; microtubule motor activity; ATP binding. Bases 394 to 6699 code for a protein of 2101 amino acids. The transcript is spliced from 4 exons. Lineage: Eukaryota; Fungi; Basidiomycota; Exobasidiomycetes; Georgefischeriales; Tilletiariaceae. The record is from RefSeq and is a predicted model, not a curated record.
CAUCCCUCCAUCCCUCCCCAGUCUUCUUGCGCAAGAAGACUGCGAGUUCCAGCUGGGACGAUUCCAGCACAGGCCUAUAUGCCUGAUACCUAUCCCCCUCCCUCGAAGCCGGGUCCCUGCUGUGUAGCGUUGCGUAGCCAAGCUGUGCCAGGCGUACCGUAACAGAACCGAGCUGGGUGUCGCGGAUACUGGGAACCGCAAACACACACCCCGCGACGCUGCCGCUGCCGUAGUUAUUGUUCACCAGCAUCUACACCUCUUCUCACAUCUAUCAGGGGAAAAAGAGCCGCCUCUCAGGCUCUCAAGAGGGCCCAGCGAGCACGCGAACCCCAGCCCCACGUUGCUCGUUGCCAUCGCACUCUCCCCAGUCAAUUCGGAACAGGGUAGGGCAUCAUGAUGCCGGCCAAGCGCGUCAGCGCAUCAGGCUUGCCUGCCAGCCCGAGCACAGGCAGCACGCUCAGCGCGUUGCUGGGAUCAUCAAAUGGAGCAGCGUCGUCAUCAUCCGCAGCAGCGUCCUCUUCUGGCACCAAUAUCACAUCUGUCCAAGUUGCGGUUCGCAUCCGUCCUGUCACAGAACAUGAUCAAGCGUCGAUCCCAGCGCGCUGGCAGCGCUCUGUCAUCACAGUCAACUCGGCUAACUCACUCACAGUCGAUGCAUCAGGGCCGCCCCCACCCGGGUCCGCGCCGGCAGCGGCGACGAGUUCAGCACGCGACAAGCGGCUGCAAUUCGCCUUUGAUCGCGUCCUCAGUCCAGCCGACGGGCAAGAUGCAGUCUACAAGAGCUCGGCGUCGGCCCUGAUACCAAAGUUCCUCGAAGGCUACAACGUCACAAUCCUCGCAUAUGGGCAGACGUCCAGCGGGAAAUCCUACACCAUGGGCACGUCCUCCUCCGACUCGAUCGACUUUGAAGGCCUCGUCGCCGGCCGGGCGCCCGACCCCGACAUGGGCAUCAUCCCGCGUGCCGUGGCGCAGAUCUUCGACGCGGUCAACGCGCAAAAGGCACGCUCCGGCGCCAUCCAAUACACCAUCAAGGCGAGCUUCAUCGAAAUCUACAACGAGGACCUAAUCGACCUGCUGGCCGACGCCGACGGCGAUGCGCGUCCACUCGUCCAGAUCCGCGAGGACAAGGCCGGUCACAUCUUCUGGAGCGGCCUGCGCGAGGUCAAGGUGAACAACGUUGCGGACGUCAUGAACUACCUCGUCCAGGGCAGCGCUGUGCGCCGCACCAACGAGACUGACAUGAACGCCCAGUCUUCUCGCUCCCACGCCAUCUUCUCCCUGACAAUGACCCAGCGCAAGUGUGGCGGCAGCGGGCCCGCGCCGCCCCCCGUCGCCAGCAGCGGCAGCGGCGCCGCGGCGCUCGCCAACUCCGCGCUGAACGGCCGGACAACGCCAACGGGCCGCGCUUCGACGUCCGGCCUGCCGCGCCCUUCGUCGUCGCUCGGCCGCUCGACGCCGACAGGCUUUCCCAGCGCCAGCGCCGGCCGCGCGUCCGUCUCAGGCCUGCGCACGCCCAACACGCUGCUCUCGGGUUCCCGCAGCCAGUCGCCUGUCGCCGGCGGGGGGGCUGGCCUCGCCGCGGAGGAGCGCAUGCGGGGCCUCAGCGGCGUCCUGGGCACCGGCGAAGGUGAGUGGACGACAGUCGUCAGCAAGUUCCACUUUGUCGAUUUGGCUGGAUCUGAACGGCUCAAGCGGACCGCUGCGCAAGGCGAGCGCAUCAAGGAGGGUAUCUCGAUUAACUCUGGCCUGCACGCGCUCGGCAACGUCAUCUCUGCGCUUGGCGACCCGGUCAAGGCGCGCAAGACGACGCACAUCCCGUACCGCGACUCGAAGCUGACGCGCCUGCUUCAGGACAGUCUUGGCGGUAACGCGCACACGCUCAUGAUCGCAUGCGUCUCCCCGACCGAGUACAACGUCGGCGAGACGGUAAACACGCUGCAGUACGCCAACCGCGCGCGCAACAUCAAGAACAAGGCCGAGCUUAACGAGCAGGAGAUCGGCUGGGACGACCUAGACUACUUACAGGGCCAGGUGACCAAGCUGCGCAAGGAGCUUGCUGUGCUCAAGAGCUCUAAAGGCAGCGGCUCCACCGCCGCGCUACGCGGCAUUGCCGACGAUGACAAGGUCAAGAAGUUGGAGGCGACCGUGCGCCAGCUGAACGACCGGCAGAGCACCGAUCAGGUGCAGAUUGCCGUGCUCAAGCGCGAGCUCAAGGCGCGAGAGCACCAGAAGAAGGACUCGGACUUCCUACAGGCUGCCGAGCCGAUCAUCCUCGAGUACGAAAAGGCCAUUGACGUUCUCGAGGGCCAGAUCAACCUGAUGAAGGCCGCGCUCGGCCACUCGGAGGAUAUCAUCAACGAGCAUGAGAGCAAGAUCGUCGAGCAGGACGAGCGCAUCAACCUCGUCGAGCAGCAGCUCGACGCGCGAGAGUCGACCAUCGUCGAGCUGCAGACGCGCCUCAGCCAGCUGCAGGAUCGCGAGAGCUCGGCCAACACCUACGCCACCGAGCUCGAGGCGCGUCUCCAGUCGUAUUCGAACAAGGAGGACGCUGACUCGGGCAUGGCCAGCGAGCUACGCAAGGAGGUCGUCCGCCUCCGCCAGGCCGAAAGCUCCGCCGAGGCGUACAUCAAAGAGCUUGAGAAGCGCCUGCUCGCGUCCGACUCUUCCCUCGCGCAGCUCACCGCGCAGGUCGAGCGCCUCGAGCGCGAUCUCGAGCGCCGCGAUGAGCAGUACCGCGAGCUGCUGCAGCGCCUUGACACGCUCGACAUCACCGUCGAAAACAAGGCGCUCCUCGAGGAGCUUGACGCACGCGACCAGCGCGUCCUCGAGCUCGAGAAACGACUCGACACCGUUGUCACCGAGAAGGAAGCCCUUGCGCGCGACAAGGGAAACCUCACCGACGCCGUCGCGCGCGACCAGCUCGAGCGCGGCAAGCUCGAGGACCGCAUCCGCCAGCUCGAGAAGAACGCAGCAGACCCCGUCGCCGACGCGGCCGCGAAUCCGAAUGCGGCUGUAGCUGCAGACGGAAAUGGCGUCCCUGUAGCGGGAGACGUGCACUUCGCCGAGCUGCAGUCGGAGAUGCUGCUUCUGCGCGACUCGCACGCCAAGACCCUCGCCGAGCUCAGCACCGUUCAGGUCCGCCACCGCGAAGCGCUGCAGGAUAUUGAGAAGCUCAGCGGCCAGAUUGCCGAGGCCAAGCUGACCCGCGCGGCGGCGGCACCGGAUGAGGAGAUGGAGGAGCUCUCCCCCCCGGUGCACGAUCCGCACACCGACGGUGACGACUCGUGCUCGUCACCGACGAUGCUCAGCCCCUCGCGUCGGCGCGAUUCAUGGCAGGUUUCACCGUCACGCGCGGGCGGUGGCGCGAUGCGCCGCCCCGAGAGCCUGCGCCUCGACAGCGGCAGCAGCGUUGUCGAGACGCUGCAGAGAAGGUCCUCCGGCUCUUUUUUAGGGUACAAGCCGGCCGACAGCCAACCGGAAGUAAGGGAGAUGAAGGCGUCGGGCGGCGGAAUGAUCAGCAAAACAAACGGCAAUCAUCACGUUCGUACUCGCUCCAUGUCGUCGGGGCAGUCUUUUGUUGGGGAGUUAUCGCGGGGGCCGCGGCCCUUAUCAUUAUCCGGCACAGUUCCGCCUUCGCCCUUCUUCAAGGCCAUCGAGCCGGAUUCGCCGGCGAACUAUGAGCGCAAGAUCUUGUCCCUUGAGAAAGAGAGGGACCAACUUCAAGCCAUUCUGAAGGAGCGCGAAGAUGAGCUAGACGCCGUCCAGCGCUCCUCAUCCGUCGCAUCUGCACCCGCUUCCGCAGAAACUGUCACCGAGAGCAAGUCACUCUCCUCCGAGCUGGCUUCGGCCAGCGAGGCGCAGCUGGUGGAUGGAGAGGCACCUACGACGACGACGACGUCCUCCCCUGCCGCAGGCGCAUCGACACCCGCCCUCUCGCAGGCAGUCGAGGCGCAGCUUGAGGCCUUGCAACAGGUACUCGCAGAGAGCGGGAACAACCAGCAGUCCCUACAGGUGCAGCAGCUUCUCCUCUCCUUCGCCAAGAAGGAGAACUCUCACCGCGAGCAGACGGAGUACCUCAAGAGCGAACUCGAGGCUGCGCACAAGGAGCGAGAGGCGCUCGAUGCUGCGUCCCACGAGAUGGUUGGAAGCCUGACGAGCGAGCUGGAAGCUUUGCGUGCCAAGCUCAAGGAAGCGGAAAAGGCGCACGCCUCGACUCUUGCGAACGUCAGCACCGUGGCGGAGUCCAGCAAGCAUGACACUGCGCGUCUGCAGGAUGAGCACAAGCUCGCAUUGAGCGUUCUCUCUACCAAGCACGAUGCAGCGAGCCAGGAACAGAACGCAAUUCAAGCGCGUGCGCUCGAAGACAAGUCCGUUCAGCACCAGUCUGCGCUGUCUGCUCUGGCGGAAAAACACAGUAAUGAACUUGCGCGCCUCUCAUCUGAGCAUGCCGACGUGCUCUCCGCACGCAAGGCUGAGCACGAGCAGGCUCUCGCUCGCCUCAAAGACGAGCACGAGCGUGCGCUGGCCUGGAAGGAUGAGCAGCAUGCGUCUGCCUUGAGCAAUGCCAAUCUCGAGCAGGAGAGCCGUGAUGCCGAAGGCCAGGAAGAACGUGAAAGCCUCCUCAAACGUCUUCGUGAAGAGCAUGCCAGCCAGCUGGAGCGCACAAAGUCAGAGUACGAGCUCCUGUCUCAACGCUCGCUCGCUGCAGCAGCAGAGUCGCACUCUACAGCCCAGAAGGAAGACAUCGCUGCCGCGCUGGCUGACCGCGCCAAAGAGUAUGCUGCCGUGCUGGACGCGAAAGAGCAAGAGCACCUCAGCACCCUGACCGAUCUCUCGCGUCAACACUCCGAAACGCUUUUAGCUCGCGACGCGCAGUACGAGGAUGCGCUCAACAAGGCAUUGACCUCGCUCAGCCGCGAACAUUCUGCUAAUGUUCAGGAGCUCACUUUGAGUCACACCGAAGCUCUCAUAGAUGCAACGGCCGCCCACGCGACACAACUCGAAGAGAAAGAUAAGGAGCUUCGCGAAGCUGUCGCCCGCACAGAAAGCGCCGCCACAGCCGCGGAGACAGAGCUACGUAUGCAGCACGAGUCUGCGUUGUCCGAGUUACGGGACCAGCACGACAAGGCGCUUGCUGCGCGCCAGGAAAAGCAUGAGAAGGCGCUGUCGGAGACCAAUGCUACGCAUGAGAGGGAGAAGUCUGAGCUCGUCGAAGCGCACAAGGCCGCAAUCGAUCGCCUAGAGCAAGAGCACAAUACUAAGCUCGAAGGAUGGGAGGACACCCACAACCAGUUCCUUAAUGAACUCAAAACGCAGCAGUCGCAGAAAGCUGCUGAGGACGCGUCUGCCAUCGCUGCUGCCCAUCAAGAAGAGAUGAAGCAGUUGCAUGCAAGUUUAGGGCAAAAGACGCAGGCGCACGAAACGGAGCUAGCUGCCUUGCGAACGGAGCACGAGGACAAGCUCACUCGCAUCCAGGAAGAGUUGCAGACUGUCUCCAAGGAGCGCGACAACUUGCGCGAAGCUAACACCGAGUUUGAGAAGCGACACCGUCUUCUGCAAAGCCAGCUUGAAGUUGACCCUGUCGAGAUGGACAUGCUGAAAGCUGAGCUCGCUGAAACCAGUGAUGCACUCGUCGUUCUCGAGGCCGCCCUUACUGAGGCGCAGGCAGAGCGGGACCAAGUCGCUACUGAGCUCGCUGUAUUGCGGGACAGCAUGGAACGGGAAAACGGCCUUCACACUACGAAUGCCAGCAGCGCCCUUGCAAAGGAGCUCGAAACGCAGCGCAGCCUAUUGUCACAAGCGAGGAAUGACCUUCUGCGUAGCAAGGCUGAUUUACAAGCUUUGUCAGAGGAGCGUACACGCCAGGACAUGCAACUUCGAGAUACGCAAAUGAAGCUCGCAGCUGCCGAAUCUCGCGCUGGAAAGGCCAGGGACUCUCUGGCGUUGCUGACGAUGGAGCACAGCCCCGUCAUGGAUGGAUUAGUGAAUGGUCACCGGUCAGCAUCGCGUACAGGAAUGCGCACGAGCCAGGAGAUAGAGCAGCUUUCCGACGGAGGAUCGAGAAGCUUCGCCCGCGCAGGUCAAGCAGGAUCAAAGCCUCCUCCGCCUACGCCGCCGCCAAACAUGCCUCCUCCUCCCACGCCCACCGGAGGCAAUGUCAAUGCCAGAAGCUCGACGGGCACCAGAAGUUCCAGCUCGUCAGCGCGACCCGACUCGAUCGAGGGCGCGCUGACCCGUUCGAGCUCCACUGCCUCACUCAGCAAUGGCUCUUCGUCAACGGUUGCGCCAGAUCCGCGGAGCGCGAAGGUCAUGGCGGAACAGGCCGAGGAGCUGCAGAAGCUCACGAAGCAGCUUGCUCACUGUGAAGCAGAUCUGCAGGCGAACAUUGACUUGGUUGCUACAUUAGAAGCAGCCCUAAAUGAUAGCGAGAGAAAUCUCCGCAAAUCUCGAGUGCAACUCUCCGAAAUUACCCGGGAGCGUGAUCGCUUUUCGGCGCAAGCGGAUGAGCUACAGAUGCAAGUGAAGAAGGCGACAGCCGAAGUUGAGCGCGUUCGUAACAGCGUCAUUCUCGAGAAGCAAGACUACGAAAGUAAGAUCCAAGAAGAGAGGCAAGCCAAGGAGAAGGCAAGGGAAGCGCUUGAGGCGCGGCUGGAGGAAGUGUCCCGCAAGAAGCACUCCUCUAGACUUUUCUGCAUGUAAGGUCCCGGUGGGAAGCUUGCAGUAGCUUUUGUUGUACCUACGUUUCGCCGGUAUUUUGGGAUCCUCCACGUCUUGUAUAAUUGUCUACAACACUUUCCUGCUCUUCAAUUGCGCAUGACCUAAUUCUCAUUCUGCCAACGCUUAAUGUCG